Molecule: messenger RNA, 633 nt
Organism: Physeter macrocephalus (sperm whale)
Lineage: Eukaryota; Metazoa; Chordata; Mammalia; Artiodactyla; Physeteridae
Gene: DYNLT2B
Product: dynein light chain Tctex-type 2B
Exons: 6
Coding region: 12-452 (146 amino acids)
Biological process (GO): microtubule-based movement
Cellular component (GO): cytoplasmic dynein complex; cytoplasm
Molecular function (GO): dynein intermediate chain binding
Source: RefSeq, a predicted model, not a curated record
AAGCUUAGGCCAUGUCUGUCGCCGCAUCCUUCUCGAUGCGCACGUCCUUCUCUGCCGUCGAAGGGUUGCCUGAGACUGAGAAGAACGCUGGGGAGUCCGAGAAUACCUAUAUUCUGCGGCCCAUUUUCCAGCAAAGGUUCAGACCCUCUGUGGUUAAAGACUGUAUCCAUGCUGUGCUCAAGGAGGAACUGGCAAAUGCUGAAUACUCUCCAGAAGAAAUGCCUCAGCUCACAAAACGUUUAUCAGAAAAUAUUAAAGAUAAAUUAAAAGAAAUGGGAUUUGACCGAUAUAAAAUGGUGGUGCAAGUCGUGAUUGGAGAACAAAGAGGGGAAGGUGUAUUCUCACCCUUCUGUCUUGAACGUAGCCCUUCAGAUCUUUCAACCAAGAACCUGGAGUGUUCAUUGGAACCCCAGCCUCAGCAGCAUGGCUGCUCGCUGUUUCUGGGAUGCUGACGCUGACAACUGUACUCAUGAUGUUUUCAUGAAUGACAGUUUAUUCUGUGUUGUAGUGGCAUUUGGCUGUUUCUACUAUUGAAUCUUUGAAAGCUGGAAAAAGAAAUGACCAUGAAGAAAUAUGAAGUUUUUUAUAUUGUUAAAUAUCUUGACAAAAUAAAGUUGGCAGUUUGGCAACUGA